AUAGGACUUGCUCGAACAGCUUUCAAGCAGUCGUUGACUAUCAAGUUAGUUUGCGCCGACGAACAUAGCAGAAGGUGUGCAUUCUUCACCCUACUUGCUACGUAGAGACCAGAAAGUCUCUAAACACAGCUGCUACGUUUGGGGGGCCGCCGGGAGACUUAGGUACCUUUGGGACAGCGCCCCAAAAUGGUGAAGGGCGUCUCCCUCGGCAUCAGCGGCUCUUUUCGGUCGCUAUGGGGCAAGUAUGAGCGCACGCUGCAGCGGCGGCCGGUUCUCACGCAGUGCGUGACCUCUUGCAUCCUUUGGGGGUGCGGAGACGUCCUGGCGCAAAGGGUUGCGGAGCAGCGGCGCCUAUCGGAAGUGGAUGCACGCCGUGUGGUCACUACAGCAGCAUUUGGCGCGUGCUUCAUGGGGCCCGUGGGGCACUUCUGGUACCACAGCUUGGACGUCGUGUGUGCACGGUUGCUGACGGCUGGCUCUCCCAGCUUCCUGGCAGCCAAGCUGAUUGCCGACACCGCCAUCAUGGGACCGCUGUACGUGGUGGCCUUCUACGCAUGGGGCUGCGCGCUCAUUGACGGCAGCGGGGUGGAGGGCUUCAAGAAGAAGAUCACGAAGGACUUCAUUCCCACCUUCACGGCGGAGCUGGCCGUGUGGCCGCUGUUCCAGGCCUUCAACUUCACGCGCAUCCCCGUGGAGCACCAGCUGCUGGCCGUCAACGGCAUGACGCUCAUCGACGCCUGCUUCCUGUCCUGGGCACGCUCGCAGGAUGACUGGGUGGCCACGGCCAUGGCGGCCAUCGAGGCUGUCAAGGAGGGCCGGCCCGUGCAGCUCACGGGGAAAGCUGCUGAAGCUGCCAAGUCCUUGUAAGGACCACGCCGCUCUAGCUGCGGCAUGCCAUGAUACGUGGAAGGACGCGGCGUGGACUGGCAGCGAAGUCAGGCAUCUGGCUCUGGUCGAGGCAUGACAUGCAUGUGUCUAUGUGUGACAGUCAGGUCGGGCGCAGAUGUGAGAGGACGAUGGACGUGUUUGUUGUGCGUGUUCAGCGUAUCCUCGGUGGUUGGCGCUUUCGCCCAUGCGACGGAGAUUCCAAUGUUGCUGUUCCGUUUUGUUCUCGCGCCAGCGUGCUGUCCGAGCUCCAGCGUGGCGUAACCGCUACGCCCGCGGGCAAACAAGCUUCACGCCCGCGAUUUAGUCAGAUGGUGCCGUGUUGGCGCCUAAUUGUUCUGUAUCAAGCAAUGAACGAGUCAUGUAAGCGUGAAUGCUGAGGUUAAGAUCGGGCGUGAGCACUUGUUGAUAAGCGAUGCCAGCCCUAACCACUUACAGUCGUCGUCCUGCGCCGCCACAGGAGCCUUCCCAUGGGUGGCGGCGAAGUUGGCGAAGUACGUAGUAAGCCACUAUAGAAAUAACAGCUAUCCCGGAUGCAGUUUUGCUCUUUCUCCUCUUUUGACUCCCAGGAGUUUUGCUGAGAGAGCUGAGCGCGAUUCUUGCACGUGUGAGACUGAGAGACCAUUGUGAGCGCGACAUGUAUUCGAUGUGCAUUGCCAGUGGAGAUGGGCGUUUUGGACGGGCACGUGGACCUUGUGAUUGGAGGGUGCAAGUGUCGGGAUUGGGCUGUAUCGAACGGCCGUAUCCUCACACAUCUCUCUUGCGUCGAUGGCCUGGACCCCGUCGGAUGACAGAUGACCCAGUUUGAAGUCAGUCUCAGACUUAAUGGCACGGGCGCACUGGGCCUGUGUGCCGCAAUUGUCAUUUCCUGAUGCGUAGGGAAUCCGUCGGUCGUGAUGUGUAAACACUGUGGGCGGUGAGGUCUGGCGUGCGCUGUGGCAGGCCUGUGCAUUUAACACCAGGUUGUUUGGUGCAAGGUUGCGGGUAGGACUGACAUGCGCGUGCGUGAGGUAAAUUCACUUGAUGGCUGUCAAGCUGGUGCCGACUGUGCAGAAAUGCUGAGUAGGGGCGCAUGUAAGCAUGUCUACCGUUACAGCACCCUCGUGAGCAGGCAUGACCGGCUAACGGCACCGCGGGAGCAUGGUAUCCUGACUGUAGGCUGGCGCACCCGCGGCUGUCGCCCAAAUGUAUGUUAGUGCACGCGAGUUUCCCGACACUCCCAUUGCAGGUGACCGAUGAGGCGAUGAGCCAAGCACUACUGCACGACGCAUAAGCUUGGAAAUGGACACCUCACAUGUACUCUACGUGUACACAGUGCUCUACGA
Chlamydomonas reinhardtii is the source of this 2210-nucleotide messenger RNA. RefSeq lists its product as uncharacterized. The transcript is spliced from 6 exons. The record is from RefSeq and is a predicted model, not a curated record. Gene Ontology annotation, cellular component: cytoplasm; membrane. Bases 187 to 867 code for a protein of 226 amino acids. Lineage: Eukaryota; Viridiplantae; Chlorophyta; Chlorophyceae; Chlamydomonadales; Chlamydomonadaceae.